CGCGGCUCUCCUGCCUCUGCAACCUUCCGCCGACCAUAUAAGGAGAGGCAGCUGCCGGGGGCGUCACUCACCAGGAUCUAAAGAUAGUGACCCCGGACUCGGAUUCCCAACGCCACUGGGCUGCGGGGGGCCGCCAUGGCACGGCAGCAUGCCCGGACCCUGUGGUAUGACAGGCCCAGGUACGUGUUCAUGGAGUUUUGUGUUGAGGACAGCACCGAUGUCCACGUGCUCCUAGAAGACCACCGCAUUGUGUUCAGCUGCAAGAAUGCGGAUGGAGUGGAGUUGUACAAUGAGAUUGAGUUCUAUGCCAAGGUGAACUCCAAGGACUCCCAGGAUAAGCGCUCUUGCCGCUCCAUUACUUGCUUUGUGAGGAAAUGGAAGGAGAAAGUGGCCUGGCCCCGGCUCACCAAGGAGGAUAUCAAGCCAGUGUGGUUGUCUGUGGACUUUGAUAACUGGAGAGACUGGGAAGGGGAUGAAGAGGUGGAGCUGGCUCAGGUGGAACAUUACGCAGAGCUUUUGCAGAAGGUCAGCACCAAGAGACCUCCCCCUGCCAUGGACGAUCUGGAUUUCACCACCACCGUGGUCUCCUGCCGGCCCGCGGAGCUGCAGACCGAAGGAAGCAAAGGCCACAAGGACGUGCUGAGCGGUUUCCAAGUGGUGCUGGAAGACACGCUGCUUUUCCCCGAGGGCGGGGGGCAGCCUGAUGACCGUGGCACGAUCAAUGGCAUCUCUGUGCUGAGAGUGACCCGCCGGGGGGCCGAGGCUGACCAUUUCACACAGACACCCUUGGCGCCUGGGACUGAGGUCCACGUCCAGGUGGACUGGGAGCGGAGGUUUGACCACAUGCAGCAGCAUUCAGGGCAGCAUCUCAUCACAGCGGUUGCUGAUCAUCUGUUUGGGCUGAAGACAACGUCAUGGGAGUUAGGGCGACUCCGGAGUGUGAUUGAGCUGGAUAGCCCCUCUGUGACUGUAGAGCAAGUAGCUGCCAUUGAGCAGAACGUCAAUGAGAAAAUCAGAGACCGGCUGCCGGUGAAUGUGCGAGAACUGAGCCUAGAUGAUCCUGAGGUGGAGCAGGUGAGGGGCCGGGGUUUGCCAGAUGACCAUGCUGGGCCCAUUCGAGUUGUUACCAUCAAGAAUGUUGAUUCCAACAUGUGCUGUGGGACCCAUGUGAGCAAUCUUAGUGACCUUCAGGUCAUUAAAAUUCUGGGCACUGAGAAGGGGAAAAAGAACAAAACCAACCUGGUAUUUCUGGCUGGGAACCGCGUGCUGAAGUGGAUGGAGAGAAGUUAUGGAACUGAAAAAGCAUUGACCACUCUGCUUAAGUGUGGAGCAGAGGAUCACGUGGAAGCCGUGAAAAAGCUGCAGAACGCCACCAAGCUCCUGCAGAAGAACAACCUGAAUCUGCUGAGAGACCUGGCUGUGCACAUUGCCCACAGCCUCAGGAACAGCCCAGAAUGGGGGACGUGUGGUGACGUUACACAGUGCAUAGUGGGUGGCGGGCCACUCACUGGUAUUCUCAAGGCUGGGAAGGAGGGCGAUUCUGAGUUCAUGAAUAUCAUUGCCAAUGAGAUUGGGUCAGAGGACACCCUCCUGUUCUUAACUGUGGGCGAUGAGAAAGGCGCUGGGCUCUUCUUACUGGCAGGGCCAGCUGAGGCCGUAGAGACCCUGGGACCCAGGGUGGCUGAGGUGCUGGAGGGCAAAGGCGCAGGGAAGAAGGGCCGCUUUCAGGGCAAGGCCACCAAGAUGAGCCGGCCGGAGGCGCAGGUGCUUCUCCAGGACUACGUCCGCACGCAGGAGUGCUGA
Messenger RNA from Myotis lucifugus (little brown bat), 1803 nucleotides. Its product is annotated as alanyl-tRNA editing protein Aarsd1. Gene Ontology annotation, biological process: regulation of translational fidelity; alanyl-tRNA aminoacylation. Gene Ontology annotation, molecular function: Ser-tRNA(Ala) deacylase activity; ATP binding; alanine-tRNA ligase activity. NCBI's taxonomy places the organism in Eukaryota, Metazoa, Chordata, Mammalia, Chiroptera, Vespertilionidae. The record is from RefSeq and is a predicted model, not a curated record.